GAAUCUAAAUCGGCAAUGGUGCUUCGGUAGCCUUCUUUGGCUCUGGUGGUAAGAAUUUUUGUAAGCGAGCACUGACCUGGUCAACCUCGAAGCAUCAAUUCAGUAAAACAAUGGUCAAGACCAACAGCGAAUCACGAUGGAAGACCACUGUAUUCCUUGAAUCUUAGACAAAAAAACAUCCAACCCACAUGACUUUCAUCAUCAAAGGAAAGAAGCCUCACCACAGUGUGAAGUUUAAUCGACGUGCAAUGGAAGAGAAGAAAGGCUCGAAUAAAAAGUCUUCAUCUCUAUCUCCUUCCAGCAAACUAGAUCAACUUUUAUAUGAUGAUGAUUCACUAGAAAAGCAACCACAAACACCUGGUUUUAUCAUAGAAGAAUCUCCAUCAUCGCAAGCAGAUACUGAGGGUGAAACUGAUGAAGAUAUUGUCUACGGCUCAUCCCGACCAAUCACAGCGGAGGCUUUUAUAAAUAUGAUUCCCGAUACCUUCACGCGGUAUCCCCUACUCCACGAUCAGUUGCAGACUCAGACAUCUCACCUUCAAGAUCAAACCAUUCAAGAAUGUCUUCCUUUUCUCUCGGGAAAAGAAGCUGGAUUGACUUACAAUCCAUAUGGGGUUCCACAUCUGAGUCGAAAAAAGCAUAUUCAAUUCCUUCAUAAGAAUCUACAAAAGCUGCCCUCGGCAUAUGUCGCUGCGGAUGCAAGCAGACCAUGGAUGUUCUACUGGGCGUUGGCUGGUCUCUCGACCUUGGGUCAGGAUGUAUCAUCAUAUCGAGAAAAGAUUAUUGCAACAUGUCGCCCCAUACAGAAUGCGACUGGAGGGUUUGGUGGAGGAAAUGGUCAGAUGUCGCAUUUGGCUACUACCUAUGCAAAUGUUCUAUCGAUUUCCAUGGUAGGUGGACAAGAAGCGUUAGAUAUCAUUGAUCGCAAGGCGAUGUGGAAAUGGCUAGGUGACUUGAAGAUGUCUACUGGGGGGUUUAGAAUGGCCGUGGGUGGCGAGGAAGAUAUUCGUGGUGCAUAUUGUGCUCUGAUUCUCAUUACACUCCUGAGUUUACCUCUCGAUCUUCCUCAAGAUGCUCCCGCGAGAUCUUCGAACUAUACCACUUUCAUCGAUGGACUCCCAGAAUGGAUCUCGAGAUGUCAAACAUUUGAGGGCGGUAUAGGUGCUCGACCUAAUGUCGAAGCCCAUGGCGCGUAUGCGUUCUUAGCAUUAGGCUGUUUGUGUAUUUUAGGUGAACCACACAUCAUGAUACCUCAGUAUCUUGACGUGCCAGCCUUUAUUUCAUGGCUAUCAGCACGUCAAUAUGCGCCGGAAGGCGGCUUCUCAGGUCGCACCAAUAAGUUAGUCGACGGGUGCUACUCCCAUUGGGUUGGAGGAUGUUGGCCUCUAUUGGAAGCGUGCCUUGAAGGUCCAACGCAGCAAACUCAAAAAGGGCCAUCCUCGAAUCCAGAUUCAGUAAAUCUCUACAGCCGCGACGGUUUGAUCAGAUACAUCCUUUGCUGUUGUCAGGAUACAGGAAAUCGAGGUGGAUUGAGGGAUAAGCCCAGCCAUCGCUCUGAUUCGUAUCACACAUGCUAUGUUUUGGCAGGUCUUAGUUCCGCACAGCAUAAGUGGCAUUUCAACACGUCUGCACAGAAAACGGAAUCGAGUGGAACGCUCGUUUCACCGUAUCAAUGGACAGCCGAGCCUUAUGUUGAGACAACACAGAUAUAUGAUGAAGAGGAUAGGGUGGGGACUCUCCACCCGGUUUUCGUGAUACCAGAGGGCGUUGCUGAGGAGACACGGGCAUACUUCGCUUCAAAAGGGACCUUUUAAAACGUACCAACAUUCUGAAUAUAUGGGCUGAAUUUACAUUGGCUCGGGAUUGGUAUUUAUGGGAUGAAAAGUCUGCAUAUAUAUGGAUGGCGCCAGUUUCACACUUCGUCGGCGACGGGGGUGAACUUUAUAUAUCACGUGAUGUACAUAACCUAUUUUCCCGCGAGACAUAUUCAACGAUGCGUUAGUUAAGUCCAACCGACCGACCAAUUGAAUCUACCAUUUUCGCAGUGGCUGAGCUUGAGAAUGGCCUGAUUGUUAUCCUUCCUUCUUUGUUGCCAACAGGGUCAAGAGUUGAACGUGACGGGAAAAUUGUGUUGAUUUAAAAGCAAGCGGCGUUUGUGAGAUACAUUAGCCCCAAUGGCAACACA
This is a messenger RNA of Botrytis cinerea B05.10, 2185 nucleotides long. RefSeq names its product Bcram1 (gene Bcram1). The coding region runs from base 189 to 1814 and encodes 541 amino acids. Gene Ontology annotation, cellular component: protein farnesyltransferase complex. Gene Ontology annotation, molecular function: protein farnesyltransferase activity. The record is from RefSeq and is a predicted model, not a curated record. The transcript has 5 exons. Lineage: Eukaryota; Fungi; Ascomycota; Leotiomycetes; Helotiales; Sclerotiniaceae. Gene Ontology annotation, biological process: protein farnesylation.